AUGGAGUCAACUCCAUCAACACAGGAAGGUGAACAACAGGACCAGAACAACAGUACAAUAUAUACACCAUCAGAUGAAGAACUGAAACAACUAGUGGACUUCUUAGAUCCUCUUAAGAAUGACCCAACAUCAUCUGAUCGAUUCAAUGCACUCACCAAUCUUACUCAGGUAGAGCUGAGUAAUCAGAUAAGGAAGCUUGAAGAAUGGGCACUAGUACUAGGUGUCAACGAAGAUAUACAACUACAGAAGGGCAAGCUACUUGGUAUACUCAAUGAUCAUUGA
This is a messenger RNA of Acytostelium subglobosum LB1, 282 nucleotides long. RefSeq lists its product as hypothetical. Gene Ontology annotation, biological process: regulation of DNA-templated transcription. The transcript has 4 exons. Gene Ontology annotation, cellular component: DRM complex. Bases 1 to 282 code for a protein of 93 amino acids. NCBI's taxonomy places the organism in Eukaryota, Evosea, Eumycetozoa, Acytosteliales, Acytosteliaceae. The record is from RefSeq and is a predicted model, not a curated record.